Messenger RNA from Leptopilina heterotoma, 762 nucleotides. RefSeq names its product ankyrin-1-like. Gene Ontology annotation, molecular function: protein binding. Lineage: Eukaryota; Metazoa; Arthropoda; Insecta; Hymenoptera; Figitidae. The transcript has 4 exons. The record is from RefSeq and is a predicted model, not a curated record. Bases 1 to 762 code for a protein of 253 amino acids.
AUGUACCGAAGAGAGUGGUAUUAUUGUGACUUUGGUUAUGUCAGUGAAAAUGAAAAGAACAGUGAUGAAUCAAGACAAUGUAUUGAGCAGAAGAAUGUUGCACGAGGCCACCUACACAUUGUUGAUUUGCUGAUAGAAAAAGGUGCUACAAUUAAUGUCAAGGAUUCCGGAGGAGGAACACCUUUAUUCAUUGCCUUACACGAAAAUAAAAUUGAAGUAGCCGAAUUUCUUUUGGAAAAUGGUACCUGUCUGGAUAUUCCAAGUAAAGACAGCAUAAAGAUCCUUAAUGUCGCGGUUGCAAGGCAAAAAGCAGGUUGCUCAGUCGACAGUUGUUUUCGUGACAAUAUAACUCCUCUCCAUACUGCAGCUACCUUCGAACAUACACGUUUAGUUGAAAUUCUUCUGAAGCAUGGUGCAAGAAUUAACUCAGAAACAAGAGAUGAAUGCAUUGUACCAUUGGAUUUUGCAGCAGCUGCGAAACAUUUUAAGAUGAUUAAAUUUCUCUUAGCCUCUGAGAUGUUAUUAAUUGCCGGAGAUCUCAAGGAAGAGGACAUGCUCAUUGUAAAUGUUUUAUUGGAUAAAGUCAUUAAUUUAAGAAUUUCUGACGAGAAUGAUCAAACUUCGAUCAGUGACAAUAAAGAGAUUAUAAAUAUAGUGAGGGAAAAAAUGGGAAUUUUGUACUGCAAUUGUCACAUGCAUUCUGAAUUAUUUGAGGAAAGAAUUAGUUGCAUGUGUUCUAGAUUUGCUGUUAGUGCAACGUAA